This is a messenger RNA of Opisthorchis viverrini, 249 nucleotides long. RefSeq lists its product as hypothetical. The transcript is spliced from 3 exons. Lineage: Eukaryota; Metazoa; Platyhelminthes; Trematoda; Opisthorchiida; Opisthorchiidae. The record is from RefSeq and is a predicted model, not a curated record. Bases 1 to 249 code for a protein of 82 amino acids.
AUGGUUAAAGACACUGGCAGAAGUGGUCCAAUCGCACAGCCAGUGGCACUCGUACAUCAAAGAAUUCAAUGCGCAACUGAAUGUACUGCACCGGGCCGCCUCAUGUUUCAGUCUGGUGCAGCACAUUCAGCUGCCUGGAAACAUCACAAACGAGAGAUUCAGCUGGGUUCCAGUAUAGCUCAAUGGAUCGCUGAGGUGCGCAAACCGUCACACCACGGUAAGAUCCAGUCUCUUCGUCUCUUCAAGUAA